AUGGAUCCUCAUCCGCUGACACGAGGCUGGAAGAGGCUCCUCCGCGUGUCAGCCGUGUGUCUGGUCCUCAUCUACCAAGCUCAUCUUUCCGGGGCUGUUGACAGAGUGAACAUCUCUAAAUGGGAUGAAGUGAAUAACAGCAGGAGCAGCAGGAUAAAGCAGCAGAAAUGGGACACCGCUUCCCAGGGAGGGCAGAACCUCCAGACAAAAGCUGCUGCGCUAGAAAACAACACCUCCUCCUCCAGUGGUGCAUCGUCCAACCAGACGUCCUCCAGCACAGAGAGGACGCCGACGCCCUCAUGGACGCUCGGCUCUGACCAGUCGUCUGCACCGAUUAGUUCAUCAAGAACAGGAUCAUCCAGCCAAUCACCAGGCAACACAGUACCAACCAGCCAAUCGCAAAGCAGAACACCAUCACCUGUUAAAUCACCAAUUAGCUCAACACCAUCCAGCCAAUCCCCAACAGAGAUAGAACAUAGCCAAUCAGCAGCUACCACAGUACCAACCAGCCAAUCACCAACAAGUACGGCAUCAGCCAGAAAAUCAUCAGCCAGCCAAUCACCACCAACCACAACACCAGCCAGCCAAUCACCACCAACCACAACACCAGCCAGCCAAUCACCAACAACCACAACACCAGCCAGCCAAUCACCACCAACCACAACACCAGCCAGCCAAUCACCAACAACCACAACACCAGCCAGCCAAUCACCACCAACCACAACACCAGCCAGCCAAUCACCACCAACUGUAAUAUCAGUGCUUCAGUCACCAGAUAACAAUGCACCACCCAUCACCUUAUCUGACCAUUCAGCAGUCAGCUCUGUGAAACCCAUCCAAACACCGCCGAGCCAAUCAACAACUGGCGCCAAAGCAUCAAAUCAAUCAUCUCCUGGCCGAUCAUUAACCUCUAUAGUGUCGGACAAUAAUUUCACAGCCAGCUCAGAAACUUCUCCCCAGCUGUCAUCGUACAGCUUAACGUCUCAUAACCAAUCAGGGCCCAAUGCAACACCUCCUGACCAAUCACUGACGGGCUCAGAUUCAUCAAACAACUCGGUGUCACCAGUCAAUGGAGCCUUCGCCCCAGACCAGCUCCCGGUUAAUGUUUCCCUCAUCACCAGGCAAGUGAAGGAGGCCCUGAGGUCGUCGAUUCGUCUGAGUCCAGCGGAGCAGUGUGAGUUUCCCUGUCUGAACGGAGGUCAGUGCGUCCAGUCGGAGUCAUGUGACUGCAGCUUGUAUCAGGCCACUGGCCACAGAUGUCAAACUGUCCCAAACCCCGGCUUCGAGAGGGAGAUGACCUGCAGGACCUGGGGUCAGUACAACUUCGAGACCUUCGACGGCCUUUACUUCUACUUCCCCGGCCGCUGCACCUACACGCUGCUGAGGGACUGCGAGGAAACCGCUCAGGCCGGCAUCGUGGUCCAGGUCCACAAUGAUCCAGACUGUGGCGCCGCCCCCUACGCCUGCCAACGAUCAGUCAGCCUCUUCCUGCCGGGGGAGGGCGAGGUCCGGCUGCACAGCACCAACGUGACCUUCAAAGGUCAAAGUGUGCAGCUGCCCCAUCACAUCCACGACCUGCAGCUGGAGCAGAUCUCCCAGUACGUGCUGGUGACACGGCGGCACGGCUUCACGUUGGCCUGGGACGGACGCAGCGGCUCCGUCUACAUCAAGCUCAGCCCGGAGUUCGUGGGCAGAACCUGCGGAAUGUGUGGAAACUUCAACGCAGACGUCCAGGACGACCUGAAGACGAGCUACGGCGUCCUGACUCAUGAAGUAGAACUGUUCGGGAACAGCUGGGUGGAGGCGGAGCCACAUCAGGCCCGAUGUCCCUCGGUGCCGUCUGGCUUCUCCUCACCCUGUGUCGGAGUCGACGCUCACGUCCUGCUGAAAGUGGAGGAGGUUUGUGCGAUGCUGCUGGAUCCUCCGUUUCAGAGCUGCCACGACUUUGUCAGUCCACUGUCGUUCAUGGCCGGCUGCUCCAACGACCUCUGCCUGUCGGGCCCCAGCGGGGACGUGGUGUGCCAGGUGUUCAGCGAGUACGCCCGGGCCUGUGCCCACGCCGACCACCCACUGCACGACUGGAGGCAGCAGAUUCCUCACUGUGCGAGGCAGUGUCCUCUCGGUCUGCAGUACAGGGAAUGCAUCAGCUGCUGCCCGGAGUCCUGCAGCCUGGAGCGGACGUGCAUCGACAGCAAACUGGCCUGUUUGGACGGAUGCUACUGUCCCGAUGGUCUGAUCUACGAGGACGGAGGUUGUGUGACGCCCACCGACUGUCCCUGCGAGUACCACGGCAUGUUCUACCCGUCCGGACAGACGCUGCAGGAGGAAUGCAACAACUGCACGUGCACGGGUGGAGUGUGGAACUGCACCGACUACAGCUGCCCAGGCGAGUGCUCGGUUACUGGUGAUAUGUUUUUUCAGUCGUUUGACGGACGGAUCUUCACUUUUCCCGCGACGUGUCAGUACGUCCUCGCCAAGAGCCGAAACUCCGGAAAGUUCACGGUCACGAUCCAGAACGCCCCCUGUGGAGCCAACUUGGACGGGGCCUGCAUCCAGUCGGUGAACCUGGUUAUCGACGAGGAUCCGAGGACGGAGAUAACGCUGAGUCAUGUCGGGGAGGUCUUCAUGGCUUCACAGUACCGCAUCUCCCUGCCGUACUCUGAUGACGUCUUCCAGAUCCAGGAGCUGUCGUCCAUGUUCCUCCAGGUGAAGACAUCAUUCGGGCUGCGUCUGCAGUACAGCUGGAAGGAGUUCCGUCUCUACCUGCAGGCCGACGAGCGCUGGAAGGACGACACGGUGGGGCUGUGCGGCACCUUCAACGGAAACAUCCAGGACGACUUCCUAUCUCCGUCAGGGAUGAUAGAAAGCACUCCACAGCUGUUUGGAAACGCCUGGAGAGUCUCGUCGGCGUGUUCUCACAGUCUGACCACGCCUCCGCUCGACCCCUGUGACACACACCAGCAGGCCGUGACCUACGCCUCUGGGAUGUGUGACAUCCUGAACCAGGAUCUGUUCUCCUCCUGCCACGAGUACCUGAGUCCCACAGCGUUCCAUCAGCAGUGUCGCUCAGACACAUGUAAGUGUGGGACGCCCUGUCUCUGCUCCGCCCUCGCCCACUACGCUCGACACUGCCGACGGUUCUCCGUCAUCAUCGACUUCAGAUCACACGUUACCGACUGUGACGUCCCCUGUCCCUCCACCAUGCAGUAUGGAACCUGUGUGUCUUCCUGCCAGCGCCGCUGCUCCUCCCUGUCCGUCCCUCAGCGCUGUGGAGACGAGUGUGAGGAGGGCUGCGUCUGUCCCGAGGGAUCCUUCUACAACCACCGCACACUCACCUGUGUGCACAGGAGCGAGUGUCCCUGCAGUUUCCUCGGAGCAGAUUACGAGCCGGGUGAUGUGAUCAUGACGUCUGCAGGUGUUCAGCUCUGUCUAAACGGUAAACUGGUGUCUCAAACAGAAGACAGUGACGGGUUGUGUCCGGCUGGUCAACUCCACCUGAACUGCUCGGAGGGGGGGGACGGCCUUCUGCCGGGAAGGGGCGUGGCCUGUGAGCGCACCUGUGAGUCCUACCUGCUGAACCUCACCUGCUCUGCACACGAGCCCUGCGUGGCCGGAUGCUCCUGCCCCCCCGGCUUCCUGAAACAUGGAGACGAGUGUUUCGAACCUGCAGCCUGCCCCUGUCUGUGGAAGGGAAAGGAGUAUUACCCCGGCGACAGAGUCUCCUCCCCCUGCCAUCAGUGUGUUUGCCAGCAUGGGACGUUCCAGUGUGUGUUUCGUCCGUGUCCGUCCAUGUGCACGGCUUACGGAGAUCGCCACUACAGGACGUUCGAUGGCCUGCUGUAUGACUACGUUGGUGCAUGCAAAGUCUAUCUCGUAAAGAGCAGCGCCGAUGCGAUGCUCAGCGUCACGGCCGAGAACAUCGACUGUUUCGACAGCGGCGUCAUCUGCAGGAAGUCGCUGCUCGUCAGCAUCGGACGAUCCUUCGUGGCGUUCGACGACGACACUGGGAAGCCGAAUCCAUCCAGUGUGAUCGACAGGAAGCAGAGGAUGCUCAUCUGGCCGGCGGGAUACUUCACGGUGAUUCACUUCCCCGAGGAGGACGUCACCAUCCUCUGGGACCGAAAGACAACCGUCCACAUCCAGGUCGGACCUCGCUGGCAGGGAAAGCUCAGCGGACUGUGUGGAAACUUUGACCUGAAGACGGUGAACGAGAUGCGGACGCCCGACAACAUCGACUCUCCUACGCCACAGGAGUUUGGGAACAGCUGGACGGCAGCGGAGUGUGUGAACAGUCCCGACAUCAGACACCCCUGCAGCCUCAGUCCUCUCAGAGAACCCUUUGCCAAGCGGCGAUGUGCCGUCCUGCUCGGCGAGGUCUUCCAGGCCUGCCACCCAGUGGUGGACGUUACCUGGUUCUAUAUGAACUGUCUGGCGGACACGUGCUCCUGCAGCCGAGGAGGUGACUGUGAGUGUUUCUGCAGCAGCGUGGCAGCGUACGCACAACGCUGCUGCCACCAGGGGGUGCCGGUCGACUGGCGCUCCCCGUCACUGUGCCCUUACGAUUGUGAAUUCUUCAACAAAGUUUUGGGUAAAGGUCCCUUCAGGCUCGUCCCCUUCAGGGAUCGGGCGAUGCUGUUGGCAGCCAGCAGGUCCGGCGGCUCCGUGUUCCUGCAGUCGGGGAACCUCAGCACCACCAGCAGCACCAGCACCACCAGCACCACCAGCAGCCUAUCACAGUUCAUGAUGACACCGGGCCUCAGCAGAGCCCGACCCCACGACACAUCACGGGUUUCCUUUGAGGCGGCCCACAGACCCAACUACUUCCUGUAUGCGAGCCCCAGCGGCCAGGUGAGGCUGGCCAAGUGGGAGGAGAGCGAGGCAUUCUGGGACUGGGCCACCUUUGUUCUCCACAGGAACACCUGGGUCCCCGGCUACGACUCGCUGGAGUCCCACGCCAAACCCGGCUUCUUCCUGCACACCAUGCUGCUUCGCGUCCACCUGCUGAAAUACAGACACGCCGACACUUACCGCAAGGCCACGCUCUUCAGACUGACAGGCCCAAACCCAGAAUCUCCACCUCGUCCUCAGUGUCAGUGGAGGUACGACUCCUGCGUCAUCCCCUGCUUCAGGACCUGCAGCGACCCGGAGGCCGAAGCCUGCGUCACCAUCCCACAAGUGGAGGGGUGCCUUCCUGUCUGCCCCCCCCACAUGGUUCUGGACGAGGUCACCCGUCGUUGUGUUUAUGUGGAAGACUGUAUUAAAGCCCCUGUUGUUGUGCAGCCCGUAACACCACCCGCUGCUCAGCUGACCUCUGCUGCCUCCACCUUCACCGUGAAGACCACUGUCCCCACUGAGUCCUCCGCUCCUCCACAUGAAUCUCCAACCACUAAAGUCACCACAGUUUCUCCUGCUGUCGACACACAGACCCUUUCCACUAUGGCCCCACCCGCCCCUGAUGAGCCAACCCGACCAGUCACCGCUACUCCUGAACCAUCCAGAACAGCAGGACCUCUGGCUUCCCCAACAGCACCCCCUGCUGUCAGGCCAGGGGUUGUGACGUUGACUGUCAGAGAGACCGAGGCCCCUCCCACCACUGUGACAGGUAUAACAACAUGGGCGCACGAGGCACUGAGCUCCACCGUCAAGCCCUCCAGUCUCAGCACGUCCAGGACAAGCAUCGCUCCGUUUGCCAUCACCGCUCUGUUCUGGAUCACUUCCUCCACCAAAGCCACGGACUCCCCUGAGCCACUGGUCACCACCACUGCCGCGACUCUGCAGCCGACUGCACCCGCAGCGCCAACCACGACCUCCAUCGUGGGGCAAACCAGCACCACCACUAGCAGCCGCCCUUUCUCUGUUGUCACACACUCAACCAAAGAGACCACAGAGGCUACAACACAUUCAGCAGCUGUUACUCCGACUGUAACAGCUUCCAGUCCCGCUCCGAUCUCAGAGACAUCUGCAGUCACAGGCAGAACCAUGGCUCCCAGUGUGGCCACCACAGCGUCCACAUACGCCCCCACAAAGAUGGUAACAGAGGAGAGACUUCCUCCAACAACAACCACACCGAUCCCGCCUGGGUCACCAAGCGCAGCAUUCACAACCACAUCACCACUCUCGACGUCUCCUCCUGUCGAAACAGAAACUGUGUCUUUGCCCACGGCAACUUCAGCAGAGACCACAGAAUCGGGAAAGCCAGUGGCACCGUUUACUACCAGUCAAACAACACAACAUCUAACACCAGGAACGACAACACAGAGUCUUACCACAACUAAGAUUGAGUCUACCCCCCCUCCAGAUCUUACAACCUCUCCCACAUCAACCCCUGAGUCGCCAACAACAACCCAACUCCAUGUAGCAGUGACUAAAACUGCAACAUCUUCUCCGACCUCAGCUGCUGCAGCCUGGAGGACGACGACAGCGAAAGUUGACGUACCUGAGGCUACAGUUUCUGAAAAACCUGCAGCUAGAACACCUGCACCUCCAUCUCCAGAGGUUACAGACAUGACAGCUUCUCCUGCGUCCCCCUCCACAGUCUACACUGAGAGAACCUCCUGGUCCGCUGCUGUCCCGACCACAGAGAGACCCACUCACAUCACUUUUCCAAGAUCGUCAGAGGCUCCAGAAACAUCCACCAUGUCCACGGUUCCUCAUAUCACAACAAAACCAACUGCAAUGCUAGUGUCUCAUACCGAAACCACGACUGCACCAACGACAGAGAGCUUUGUUCAUCCUGGAACUAGCCUGCGGACCUCCGAGCAAUGGCAUCCCACCCAUCAGGAGACCUCCUCCACCUCAGUCCUCAGCCCGACAGUGACAAUUACACCAGAGUUCACUUCUGAACCUGUUGUCUAUGUGGUCACUUCCACCAAAACUACAGAACUACCUUAUCCUGCUGUAACGCCAACAAAGCCGGUGGUCACUAUUGCUACGUCAGCGGCUGUCACAACCUCCGCUGCCCAAACUACAACCUCAACUGAAGAAAUAGCCACUACCACAACCAGGAUACUGUUUACACCUCCAUCACCUGCACCUGGUGCACCUGCGACGCCCCUCGCAACAGCUCCUACAACAGCGCCACCAGGUGAUGUCACCACCGAGCCGAGACCUGUUGUCUUCCAGCCAUUAACAGAAUCGACGCAUCCAGUGACGGGAAGAGUGGAGGUGUCAACAACAGCAGCAACCAGGCUGCCUCCAUCUUGGUCACCGCUGCAGACAACUACGUCGGCAGCUCCACGGACGACAACAUUUUCAGACAAAGUCACCACCCGUUUGGUGUCCACCGCAAGGGCUACACCCGCUACAACUGCUUCGAUCAUAUCACGGACGACGACCCCCAGGACAACACCAAGAGUCCCUGUGACAGCAAGAGUCACCCCAAGGAUCACAGUGACCGAGCGGUCAACAGUCAGGCCACACACUGCAAGGGUUACCAUAGCAACAAGGCCCCCAACAGUGACCGUCAGAUCGACCACUCUCGGGCCGCCGACUGUCGCACCAAGCCCCGGCACAACAACCACGUCAGCAGUGCCGUCUGCAAGCGUUGCAACAUCGACCGAGUCUCUCACCACAGUGAGCAUGACAAAGCUUGACAACACGACCGCAGCAGUUACCGGCCCGACCACCAUCAUCCCCCGACCGCCGGCUCCUACUCUAACAACGGUCACAGAAUAUACUGCCGUCUCCACGAUGACCAGCAGCGAGCCAAUCACAUCUGAGAAAACUCAGAUGACCAAAGAGACUGAAGCGUCACCACCCACAUCCCAACCAGGGCUUCCGCCAACUGACGAGCUCGUCUCCACCCAGGAGCCGGGGAUAACCUCUCCUGCUGCGACGACACUCCUAACAGCCACCAGGGUCCAAACUACUGAGUCGGACAAAGUGGGUCAGACCAGUCCAGGGUCAACAGCAUCUCCUGCACCUGCAACGACCAGACACACGGCGGAGGGCUCAACGGCUGAGGCUGUUGCACCAAUGAGGAUGUGCAGCCCUCCGUACGCAGAGAUCGUUGACGAAUGCACAAAGUACAUCUGCGUGAACAACCAGCUCGUCCUGUUCAACAAAUCUCAGAGCUGUCCCUUUACCUCCGAACCCCCGAACUGUGGCCUGCUCGGCUUCGCCAUCAUGGUCAAUGGAGACAAGUGCUGCCCUCAGUGGGACUGUCCAUGUCGCUGCUCGAUGUUUCCGGACUUGAAUGUGAUCACGUUUGAUGGGAACAGUGUUGCCAUCUACAAGGCUGCCUCAUACGUUGUGACCCAGCUGCCCAACGAGACCGUCAGCGUCCUGGUUCAGGAGUGUCCGGCGGACUCUGAGUCGCUGCUCCUCUGGAAUUUCACCAACCUCUGUCUGGUGGCGUUAAACAUCACACAUAAGUCCAACCACAUCGUCAUCAACCGGCUGCAGAGGAGGCUUUACGUCAAUUCCCGAUACGCCAAACCCCGUUUCAAGAAGUAUGGCUUCGAGAUCUACGACACAGGAAACAUGUACCUGAUCCGCAGCCCGGCCGGUCUGAAGCUGCAGUGGUAUCACAGCACCGGGAUGAUGGUGAUCGACAGCUCCAGCAACAAGCUUCCUACCAUGGGCCUCUGUGGUUUCUGUGACGGAGACCCAACCAACGACCUGACUUUGGCCAACGGCACCACGUUGGGCGUGAGCGAGGAUCCGGCUCUUUUCAUCGACAGCUGGCAGGUUCCCAACACAACCAGCUACAUCAGCCACAGCCGCCGCCGCGAGCUCAACUGCUCGACCAGCGACUGCUCCGUAUGCAUGGACAUGCUGCAGAACCACCACUUCUCCUCUUGCCACGCCUUCGUCCCGCCCAGCACUUUUUGUGAGGUCUGGGUCCGAGAUGCAGAGUACGUCAACAACCAGUGUGUGGCGCUGGCUGCAUAUGUGGCCUUGUGUCACAAAUUUAACAUCUGCAUCGAGUGGAGGAGUCCGGAUCGCUGUCCCUUUGCGUGUCCCGACACUCUGCGGUAUCAGGCCUGUCUGCCGGCGUGCACGUCUCAGUCCUGCCCCAACCACGACUUCGACUCCGACCCCGACCAGUGUUCAGGCCUGACCGAGGGCUGCGUGUGUCCUGAGGGGACGCUGCUCCACCGGCCCUACUCCGCCCUCUGCAUCUCACCUGAGAAAUGCGCCUGCACCGACAGCUCCGGCGCUCCCCAUGCUCACGGCGAGGUGUGGAAGGCCUCGAAGGACGCCUGCUGCAUGUACCGCUGCGACAACGACUCCAUCGUCCCCUUGGAGUACGACUGCUCCGACGUGGCUGUGCCCGUGUGCCGCAGAGCAGGGGAGGUGAUCAUCAGCCUGGCUCACGACACCAGCUGCUGCCCACAGAGAGUCUGCGUUUGUAACCAGAGCCUGUGUGACCUGGUCCCUCCUGAGUGUAAGUACGGGGAGAAGCUGGUUUCGUACUACAGGCAGGACUCCUGCUGUCCGCACUACGUCUGUGAGUGUGACCCUGAUCUCUGUGAGUCGGAGGUUCCCACCUGCAGAGAGGACCAGACUCUGAUCGCCACCAGAGCCGACGGCAGCUGCUGUCUGGCCCACAUCUGCAUGUGUUCCUCCUCCUGUCCGGAGACUCCUCCUCUCUGUUGGGACGGGGAGGUGCUGACGGUCGACGGGAACGUCACCGACCGCUGCUGCCCCGCCUACCAGUGUGUGUGUGAGCCCUACAGGUGUCUUCAGCUCAGUUGUGCUGUUGGGAUGUCAGUGUUGUCGACGUCCGGUCCGAGUCGCUGCUGCCCAAACCAAACAUGUGAAUGUUCCUGUGAGAAAAUCGCUUCCCCAAAAUGUGGCCUGGGAGAGGCCGCUCAGCUGGACCGGGCCUUCCUGUCCGACCCACAGAACCAGUGCUCCUGCAAAAGAUACAAGUGUGUGCGCGAGGCGGUGUGUGUGUUCGGCGAGCGGGGGGUGCUGCGGCCAGGCCAGACUCUGGUGGAGCACGGGGACGACGGCCUGUGUCACAGCCGGCAGUGCAGCCGCAGCCUCGACCCGGCGAGCGGCUUCCACCUGCUCCGCACCUCCAGCAUCAACUGCUCCACCCACUGCCAGCCGAAUCAGAUCUACGUCCCUCCCAAAGACCAGUCGACAUGUUGUGGUGCUUGUAAGAACAUUUCUUGCCUCUAUGAACAUGAGAACGGGACGGUGGCGCUCUAUAAGCCGGGGAAAUCCUGGGUGUGGAACUGUGUGAAGUUCGACUGCAGAGACACUUUGUCCGGACCCACACUCAUCUCCUACUCCUUCAGCUGCCCCCCCUUCAAUGAGACCGAGUGUAUGAAGAUCGGUGGAACAGUCGUAAGUUACAUGGACGGAUGCUGCAGAACAUGCAAAGAAGAUGGAAAGUCGUGUCAGCGGGUGACGGUGAGGAUGACGAUCAGGAAGAACGACUGUCGCAGUAACAGGCCGGUGAACAUCGUGUCAUGUGACGGGAAGUGUCCGUCCGCCAGCAUCUACAACUACAACAUCAACACGUACGCUCGCUUCUGCAAGUGCUGCCGGGAGACGGGGCUGCAGCGGCGCUCGGUGCAGCUCUACUGCAGUGGCAACGCAACCUGGGUCAGCUACAGCAUCCAGGAGCCCACCGACUGCUCCUGCCAGUGGUCCUGAACACACACACAGAGUACGAUGAUCUGGUGCCUCUGCUGGCAGGGAGGUCAAACUGCAGCUUCAUCUGAAGCAGUCGACACGUGACGACUUUAUUUGUCAUUUAUAUUUAUAGAUGGUAUUUUAGCCGAGAAAAGUUUUGUUGGUGCAAGAUACAAAUUUUACAACAAUUAAAUGUACAAACUGCACUUAAAGCUGUUUAUGUGUCAUUUUACCAUCAUCUGUUGUUAAAGAUGGACGACAUGGCUGCUCCUCAAAAGUGAAGCAAAAUCAUCUUGCUGGCUGGCUGCAGUAUAAUUCAUAAAUCUUGCCUCCUCCAUGUUAGUAGUUGGGAUCAGAGAUAUUUUGGCUUCAUUUUUGAACGACAGGAGGAAGUUGAGACGUCGUCCAUCUUUAUUUUACAGUCCAUGGUUCAAAGUUACUGUUCAAUCUGCUCUAGCGCCACCUCCCUGUCAGCCUGCACACUCUCCACAUCUCCUCCCAUUGUGCCUGGUUUUUAUAAAUAACUAAGUUUUCUAAUGUAUGAAAAUGUUUUGCAACAUCAAACACUUUGAGAUUUCCCUCUUAUGUGUAUAUUUACUGAUUACACACAUCUUUUAGAUAAUCAGAGGGAGUCAGGUGAAUGAACUGAUUUGAAUCCAGCAGUAGGUGGAGCACUUUGUUAUUUAUUUAUUGGAGUUCGAUAGAGCAAAGCUGUUUUUAUUUCGUGGAAACAUUUGAACAAACACUGGAUAAUUUAAAGUUAAAGAUGAUUUGUAUUAUACAAAUGUACAUUUGCAUUUUCAAUAAAUAUUUCCUUCUGAAAAACU
This is a messenger RNA of Pleuronectes platessa (European plaice), 11417 nucleotides long. RefSeq names its product otogelin (gene otog). Gene Ontology annotation, cellular component: extracellular matrix. The transcript has 57 exons. The record is from RefSeq and is a predicted model, not a curated record. NCBI's taxonomy places the organism in Eukaryota, Metazoa, Chordata, Actinopteri, Pleuronectiformes, Pleuronectidae. Gene Ontology annotation, molecular function: protein binding; alpha-L-arabinofuranosidase activity. The coding region runs from base 1 to 10611 and encodes 3536 amino acids. Gene Ontology annotation, biological process: L-arabinose metabolic process.